GCCGAACUAUAGCAGUACAACUGCAUUGCUGAAGUUCUACCAACAAAUCCCUGAUGGUCUCUUGCUUACUGUUGGACUUUGACAGACCUAAUCUGCAGAGAUAAUUAAAGUUCCUUUGCUUCAAAUGCUCUAAAAAGCUUGAUAAUGGCCCCACUACCGAAUGCUGAAUUAGUUCAGAACUCUUUGCAGUUAUAUCGUUACCUGCUUCGAUGCUGUAAGCAACUUCCUGAAGAGAAUAUUCGUCAGCAUUACAGACAUGCAGUCAGGCAGAGUUUCAAAGUUCAUGCUGAUGAAGACAAUCCUGAGCGAAUCCAGCAGAUUAUUAAGAGAGCCAUUGAAGAUGCUGACUGGGUCAUGAAUAAAUAUAAAAAACAGAAGCAGAAGAGGAAUGAAGAAGACAAGAAUGUCAUUGGUAAACAUCCUUAGAAGAUGUGUAGUCAAGCCCAGUACUAUAUUAUAGUUAUUGCCUGGAGUUUUUCUUAGAUAAUACAAAUACAAUAAUUUAUAUCUCAUUGGGAUGUCAUGAAGCUAAAUUAAUAUUUCAAAAGCUAUUUGAGUCUGUAGAUUAAAAGGCGUAGUCUAGGUUCUAAGUAUUAGCUUGUAUAAUCACAAACUUUAGCUUGAAGCCCAAACUUGUCUUAGAUUUGAGUUAACACAGAGAGCUUCUCAGGAAAACUUACUGAGAAUAAAAAUGUAAUGGAGUACGAGUCAUUAACAAAUAAUAAAUAGUGUCUCGUUCAUAUCUGAUUAAUUACAGCAUCUCAUCUGAAAACUUAACUAGUAUCUGAGCAUAAAGGUCUAUACUGGGAGCCUGCAAACCUGACAAAUGCUCAUUGAGGAUCAGAGCAAAAGUCUCUUUACUUGAUUGUGAACUAUACUGUUAGGCCUAGAUACACCUUAGCAUAGCAGUGUUUGAUACACUUAUUGCGUAGGUUAUUUGGUGUCAAGGUUCUUCUGCAUAAGUAACAGUGGAUUUAAGUUUGUGUAACGUUCUGAAUUAAGGCAGUCAGUCUGUUAAUGUCAGAUCAUCCUCUGUGAGGACCAUAGAUAUGUUUUCACAGUGGUGCAGAGAUGUGACCAGAGCACAGGUCUGGUUUUAAUCUAGUGGCAGACACAAAAACAUAGGUUACUGGGUGGAGAAUGUACCCACAAGAACUUUAAGCCCAUCUGAAACUUGACCCACAGUAUUUUCCACUUGCCUGUCCGUGCUACAGGCAUAUCUUCAUUUGACUCUGUAGGUUUGCACUUGAACUCAUGGUUGUCUUUUCUUAAUUAAAGAUAGGUGCCUGUCACCCUAAUCUCUAAACUCUCAUGAAAACAGACACCAUUCAGACGGGUUUUGUGUACUGAAUGGUAAAAUCAUUGCAAUGUUGUACAGAUAUAAAGGCCUUCACAACUUUUUGCAACAUAUAAUAAA
Molecule: messenger RNA, 1417 nt
Organism: Gavia stellata (red-throated loon)
Lineage: Eukaryota; Metazoa; Chordata; Aves; Gaviiformes; Gaviidae
Gene: LYRM9
Product: LYR motif containing 9
Exons: 5
Coding region: 145-426 (93 amino acids)
Source: RefSeq, a predicted model, not a curated record